Messenger RNA from Arctia plantaginis, 1734 nucleotides. The record is from the annotation of a GenBank genome assembly. NCBI's taxonomy places the organism in Eukaryota, Metazoa, Arthropoda, Insecta, Lepidoptera, Erebidae.
AUGUCUUCAUAUAUCAAAACAACAUAUGAAUAUUCCAAAUUGCGAAAGAAUUACGGCAGGCAGCCGCUAUUUCAAGCAGUGCCGGCUCAAAUGCUGGAUUCUAUUAAUCCGUCAAAUGAACACCAAAAUGAAUACAUACUUCGAAAUCCUGUCCAUCGUGCAGUACAAGCCGUUCUCCCCAUUUCAGAAAAUGAGAUGAACACGCCACUCUUGGAAACCCGUGAACAGGGUAUAAACCAUCUUGAAGGCGGUUGGCCAAAGGAAGUGCAGCCAUCAAAUGAAGAGCAUACACUACGACAUCGUCGAAGAGUUAUGCGCGAUGAAAGCUACUGUGAAACAAUUUUACGUUUAGCACCAUCGAUGAUGCACUAUAUAGAUCAAAAUAAUGCUAUAGAAAUGUAUCAGAUAUACUUUGACAACAUGCAACAUCUAAAAAGUAAAGAAACUUACAGUAUUCGGGUUGCUAAUGUGUUUCGCGAUAUACAUCAAAGGCCUAUUUCAUGCGUUAAAUUUACUAAUGAAAACAGCCCUAAGCUAGCAGUAGCUUACUGCUAUAAAACAAGUAUACCAAAUCCCGCACUAAAUAAAGUAAACUCAUGUUAUAUCUGGGAUAUACAUAAACAGACGGAGCCUGUAUUUACCAUAUAUCCCGAAUAUCCUUGUUGGCAAUUAGCGUGCUCCCCCAUAAAACCUGACUUGUUAUUACUCGGUCUUGAAAAUGGUAUUGUUAAUUUAUUUGAUAUUCGACAAAGUAACCGUGCUAUAUCUGCUAGUUAUACUCACAAUUCCCAUCGCGAGUCAAUCACAUCGUUACGUUUUAUACAUUCUCGAACUCACACAGAUUUUUUCAGUGGGUCAUCUGAUGGUCAGUGUCUAUGGUGGGAUUUAAGAAAGCUUUCAGCACCUUUAGAUCAAUUACCGAUAUCAAUCAAAAUUCCACCAAACGAAGAACCAAAUCUGAGCAAUGCUGAGGGUAUUAGUUUUUUAGAAUACGACGACGGUUUGCCAACAAAGUUUCUUUGUGGAACGGAAUCGGGUUUAGUUAUCAAUGUUAAUCGUUUAGGUAGAUCUCACUCGGAAAAGUUAAUUUCAUAUUGGCAAGCUCACAAUGGCCCAGUUCAAGCUGUUCAAAGAAGCGCUUGUACUUUUAGGAUGUUUCUUACAUGUGGAGAUUAUACAGUACGGAUAUGGAGUGAGGAAAUUCGAACUGCCCCUAUUAUUGUGACCAAUCCUUAUAGGUAUUUGGUGACCGAUGCAUGCUGGGCUCCAAUGAGAUAUUCAAGUUACAUGUCAAUAUGUGCGGGAGGAUUCUUUUACUUUUGGGAUAUGCUUCGCAAGUACAAGGAACCAGUAAAUCAAUUAAAAUUAUCCGAUCAUGUUCUUACAAAAAUGGCUCCUCAAAACGAAGGAAAGUUAGUAGCCGCUGGAGAUAGCCAUGGCUCGCUAUUUCUUGUACAAUUAUCCGAAAAUAUGGCAGUGCCGGGCAUUAAGGAUAGGCUUCUUAUGCAACAAACUUACGAAAGGGAAACAAGACGUGAACACAUAUUAGACAACCGUGUGAAAGAAAUCCGUUUGAAAUUGCGGAAUGAAGAGCUACAGGCUUUAGAAGACACAACUGAAUCUAUAUUGGAUGACGAGGAACGGUACCACAUAGCGGAAGAAGAAUAUUUCAGAAUUGUGCAAGAGGAAAUAAAAAAAUUGGAUUCUUUCCCCGACCAACUUCCCGCUGUAUAA